Striga asiatica is the source of this 2019-nucleotide messenger RNA. The record is from the annotation of a GenBank genome assembly. Lineage: Eukaryota; Viridiplantae; Streptophyta; Magnoliopsida; Lamiales; Orobanchaceae.
UUUUGCGGUUGUUGGGGGUGUGGAUUGCAGCUAAUGCAAAACAAUUAACAGUUAAUUAAUUAACAGGCUGAUCUUCAGAAUUUUGAAUUUUUACUCUUCCAUUCGACAUUAUCAUCAGUCUUGUCUUUUUCUUGCCCGACCCGAAUGUGACCCAUUAAUCGGAUCCAAAUACUUCGGCGAAUUUCAGGGCUCUGAACUAUCGCCAUUUGCACGAAUUACCCAAGAAACUCCCAGCGGAAGAAACCCUUGAUGGCUAUUUGGGCACGAUAGGGGGAAAGUAUUCGUGUUCCUGUUCUGGGCAUGUCCACGGUAUGAAAAUUGAAAGAAGACUCCCUAUACUCUUUCGAGAAGCCAUGGAAGCUGCUACACAGAGUGUAUCGCUCAUGCUCUUGUUUAUCAUCACAGCCGUACCUCUUUCCAUCGCCGGAGAAAAUUUCGACGUCCGCCGCCAUCUAUCCACAGUUACUAGAUAUCAAGUCGCUAAGGAUAUUUAUGAAAAUUCAUAUAUUCCUUCAAGAAUUCCUGAUCAGUGUAGGCCUGUCCACUUAAAUCUUGUGGCAAGGCAUGGCACUCGAGCUCCUACCAAGAAAAAGAUGAAAGAACUAGCAGACUUGUCCACUCGCCUGGAAGUCCUUGUAGAAAACACGAAGGAGCAGAGUUUAAACGUGGUUCCUGCAUGGCUACAUGGAUGGAAAUCUCCAUGGACAGGAAAGCAUAAGGGUGGUGAGUUGAUAAGCGCAGGAGAAAAUGAACUGUAUGAACUUGGUAUCAGGACAAGAGAAAGGUUUCCAGAAUUGUUUAAUGAAGAUUACCAUCCUGAUAUCUAUCCAAUUAAAGCCACUCAGAUUUCACGAGCCUCGGCUAGUGCUGUAGCCUUUGGCUUGGGACUCUUCAGCGGUCAUGGAAAUCUUGGUCCAGGACGUAAUCGAGCUUUUGCAGUUACCAGUGAAAGCCGUGCAAGUGACAUAAUGUUGAGAUUCCAUGAUUGCUGUCAAAACUACAAGGCAUUCAGGAAAAGUCAAGAACCAUAUGUGGAUAAGCUCAAGGAACCUGUGCUGGAUGAAAUAACUCGAGCAUUAGUUACACGUUGGGGUCUGAAUUUCACUCGACGAGAUGUUUCAUCCCUGUGGUUUCUGUGCAAACAGGAAGCUUCUCUAUUGAACACAACAGAUCAAGCCUGUGCUCUGUUCACUCCAGAUGAGGUUCGUUUGCUGGAGUGGACAGAUGACCUGGAGGUCUUUGUACUGAAAGGCUAUGGUAAUUCAUUGAAUUACCGUAUGGGAGUUCCUUUACUUGAAGAUGUAAUCCGGUCAAUGGAGCAAGCUAUUAAGGAUACUGAAGAUGGACACGUUCAUGGGAGCUACGAAUUGGCCAGAUUAAGGUUCGCCCAUGCAGAAACACUGCUUCCGUUUUCAUGUUUGAUCGGACUAUUUCUUGAUGGAACCGAGUUUGCACAAAUACUAAGUGAACAACCUCUGAACCUACCCGUCAAACCACCCCAAAAGAGAAUCUGGCGUGGCAGCACAGUGGCACCAUUUGCCGGAAAUAACAUGCUCGUUCUAUAUAGCUGCCAGGCCAACAACACGAACGAGUACUUUGUGCAAGUACUGCACAACGAACGUCCUGUUCCAAUGGCAGGUUGUCGAAAUUCUGACUUUUGCCCUUUCGAGGUGUUCAAGGAAAAAAUUGCUGCUCCCCAUUUGAAGCACAACUACGAGUCUCUUUGUAGUUUGGAAACUGAACAGUCGGGUCAAGUAUCCGCAAUUACUAAGUUUUUUCGGAAAAUAGGGUGUUGGAUUUGGGAAAAAUUACGCUCCUAUCCACAUGUAUUUUUAGCUAUGACAAUAAUGGUACGGUAAUUCUUUCCAUUUGCGACCUUGGAACACAGGAUUACAGCGCCAGGACAAAGAAAAUGUUUGUUUUUCUUCUUUUUUGGUACAUUUGUACACACUAUUGUGACGUUUUUAGUUUUUACAAAUAUUUUCAAUUUCAAUUACCACAUAUAGAGUUAUUAUCUUG